This is a messenger RNA of Amphimedon queenslandica, 555 nucleotides long. Its product is annotated as protein jagged-1-like. The transcript is spliced from 2 exons. The annotation marks the transcript as partial. Gene Ontology annotation, molecular function: Notch binding; calcium ion binding. The record is from RefSeq and is a predicted model, not a curated record. Gene Ontology annotation, biological process: Notch signaling pathway. NCBI's taxonomy places the organism in Eukaryota, Metazoa, Porifera, Demospongiae, Haplosclerida, Niphatidae.
AUGAAGUAUUUUAUUUUCCUUGCUGUCUUAUCUCUACUGCAUCUUCUGAUAGCUGCUCAAGAAUGUCCUCUACCAAGCAUAACUCAGAUAGAGAGUGCAUUGCCUCCUUUACUAGUCGUUUCUGAUGGUAACCAGGUGUACUCUCCUAAUGUAACUGAAGGAUCAGUUCAGUAUGUCUGUCAAGCUCAAGGAAGCAUGAUUGAUACUUAUCAAGCCAUAGCUCUUAUAGCUACAUUCACUCCUAACCCAGGAGAAGCUGAACAAACCAGGAUAUUUGAUAUUGAGUGUAUCAGUGGUACAUGGAGUGGAAGGACUGGUAGUUUAGAUCCUCCUCCUGCCAGUGUUGUUAGUGCUCCUACAAGAACUGAUUGUUAUCGGUGUAGGGAAGGUUUUGGUGGUGAUACUAGAUGUAGAGGUUGCAUUGAAGGAUACACAGGAAGUGAUUGCUUAACUAAUAUUGAUGACUGUGAUCCUAACCCUUGUGACAAUCAAAAUGCAUACUGCAUAGAUGAAGUUGCAAGUUAUACUUGUGUCUGCUUAGAUGGUUACACUGGG